UCUAUUUCACAAUACACUCCAAAUCCUUCUUUAAAUGUAUGGUGUCAGAUCAUAUGUAAAAUAUAUUUCACAUACAUAGGAAGUCCUAGUGCAGUAUAUAAACCGAUCAUUUUAAAUUGCACAUAAAAUAAUAAUGAUUAUAAUGACACUGGGGUUAUUUUCUUUCUAUAUAGAGAUGAUUGUUACAGGUGCAGAGGCAUUGAUGUGUAUUACUCAAAUAAUAUUGCACUGUUACGAUAACAUCGUCCCAUCGUGCUAAAAACAGUAUCAUGUUGAAGAUGUGAACAAAUAAAUCAUUACCACCAGAGGAGGGUAAAUAUUAAGUACAAAGCUGUAGUGAAUGGGUGCUGUGACCAAUGACUCCAGUGAUGGAAAAAACAUGUGAAGGGCUUUUUUCUUUUUCGGUGGUUCAAAUGCGUCACCGGUUCAGGGCGUGUUCCUCCCAACAGGGUCUAUAUAGUUCUGUGAUCUCUGCCACACAAUACACAAAGCAUUAUUGCAGCCUCCUCUCACACACACCAAAUUAACCCAAAGAGCUCUCAUCUGAAAUAUAAAAUGCAGGCCGAGGAGUACAAUCGCAGAGGUAAGGAGCUGGUCGACUACAUCACACAGUACCUGGGCUCCAUCAGGGAGAGACGGGUGAUUCCAGAUGUGAAGCCAGGUUACAUGAAGGAGCUUCUCCCUGACACAGCGCCCACAGAGCCAGAGGACUGGGAGAGUAUCUUCGACGACAUUGAGAAAGUCAUCAUGCCAGGAGUGGUUCACUGGCAGAGCCCUCACAUGCAUGCCUACUACCCCAGUCUGACUUCAUGGCCCUCUAUGCUUGGAGACAUGCUGGCUGAUGCCAUCAACUGUGUUGGAUUCACCUGGGCCUCCAGCCCAGCGUGCACAGAACUGGAGAUGAAUGUGAUGGACUGGUUGUGUAAAGCACUGGGGCUCCCCUCCUUCUUUCUGCACCACCACCCUGACAGCAGAGGUGGAGGCAUUCUGCAGAGCACAGUCAGUGAGAGCACACUGGUUGCUCUGCUGGCAGCCAGAAAAGACAAAAUUACGCAGCUGAGGGCGGAGCUCGACCAGGAUGUAGAUGACUCGGUCCUAAAUUCAAGACUGGUGGCCUACGCUUCAGACCAGGCUCAUUCCUCAGUUGAGAAGGCAGGUCUGAUCUCCCUGGUGAAGAUCACAUUUCUUGCCACUGAUGAGAAGUUGUCUCUGAGAGGUGACACUUUGAGACAAGCCAUACAGGAGGACAGGAGGCGGGGACUGGUCCCUUUCAUGCUAUGUGCAACUUUGGGAACCACAGGAGUCUGUGCCUUCGACAACUUGUCUGAACUGGGACCAGUCUGUGCAGAAGAGGGACUGUGGCUCCAUGUUGAUGCUGCAUACGCCGGCUCAGCCUACUUCUGUCCUGAGCUCCGCUGGUCCCUGCAGGGCAUUGAAUUUGCUCACUCUUUUGUCUUCAACCCCUCAAAGUGGAUGAUGGUCCAUUUUGACUGCACGGCUUUCUGGGUCAAGGAUAAAUAUAAGCUCCAGCAGACAUUCACUGUUGAUCCUGUUUACCUCCGACAUGAAAACUCACAGGCAGCCACAGACUUCAUGCACUGGCAAAUUCCUCUCAGCCGACGUUUCCGUUCUCUCAAACUCUGGUUUGUGAUGCGCUCCUUUGGACUGAAAAACCUCCAGGCUCAUAUCAGACAUGGGAUUGAGAUGGCAAAGCUUUUGGAGUCUCACAUAAGAAGUGACCCAAAUUUUGAAGUUCCUGCAGAGAGGCACCUCGGCCUGGUGGUCUUCUGUCUGAAAGGAGGAAAUAAUUUGACCCAGGAGCUGCUGAGGAGACUGACCCGGUCAGGCACCAUGUACCUCAUCCCUGCAGACAUUCACACCAAGCGUAUCAUCCGAUUCACGGUGACCUCACAGUUCACCACCGCAGAUGACAUCCUUAAGGACUGGAGCAUCAUCUCCAAAACGGCUUCCGCUCUUCUGGCUGAGACGCAGGCACUGAAUAAUGCAGACCAACCAAAAUUAGGGAAAGACGAGGUGAUAGACGAAAACCAAGACCCCAAAUCAGGCACCCAGUCUGAGGAGAGAGAUAAUGCUGCCUCCAGCCUGGACAAGGCUCAGGUGGAGCUGUGGAUUGACAAGGCCUGGAAUCGAUCUCGGAGACCAAUGCGGUCUCUUAGCUGCAGCAGCGAGCCGUACACUUACACCGGGCCGCUGUCUGGCUGUGACUUUGACACAAGGCCUGGUCUUAAAGAUGCUGCAGGAGCCCUCCCCAGUGCGCCAUCAGCAGCAGGAUCUGGUCCUAUGUUUAAGAUCACAGAGAUGCCUUCAAAUCUUCUGGGUAAACAGGUCCUGAAAAAGCUGACAAAGUUCUACAGCGUGCCCAGUUUCUGCAACCAGUGGGUGCAGUGCGGUCGGCACCAGCUGUGCUGCCCCGUGAAGGUCUCACAGGGAACUCAAAAACACUUGUCCUCCACCUGCAGAAGAAUAAACUGUAUGUCCUCUUCUCCUGUAACCAACACAGCCCCCUCUCCUACUCCACUGGAAACUGCCACUGCACCCAAGCUCCUGUAAAGAUGCUGAAAGCAGUGUACAGUAAUACACACACACACACACACAAACACACAGAGUAAUUCAGCUAUUUAAUAAUUAAGCAAUUUACUACCAGCUGUGAGCCGGCAUAUUCAGUACUUGUCUGAAUUGAAGAUCACCAUCUAACUGUGUCAAUGAUUUGGGAUUGCUGUGAUGGUUUACAAUCAUGUUUUUAAAAAUAUUUUUAUUAAAAAGUGUUUCAAACAAAAUUAUAUACUUUGAAAUAUUUCAGUGCACAAUAUUACCCACAAGUAGCUCAUGAAAUGUGUUGUACAUAAAUGCUCAAUGUGCAGGUCAUUUAUCAUUACUUGGCAUCCUGUUUCAAUAAAGUGUGCAGGAUUUAGAGGGAUCUACUGGCAGAAAUUGAAUAUAAUAUUCAAAAUGAUGUCUUCAUUGGUGUAUAAUCACCUGAAACUAAGAACCAUGAUGAGCCCCAACUUAUCUACAGUCAGCCUUGUUGAGAUACGGUCACACAUGAGCAAAAUUAACCCUGGCAAAUAUUUGCCUCUUAUUCACUUGCAUUCAAUGCGAGCAGAGCGGUGAAUAAAACAUAAGCUUCCGAUGGCAAAGCAAAUUCACAUUGUGGCAUUGUGUGCAGUUUAACUUGGUGAACUUUGACUAGCAAAGUCACACCUUUAUGGAUGUGUCACUGACUGUUGCCGACCAGCUGAUAUUGUAUGAUGUUGGUCAAGAAAAAUACAAACUGCUCUGCAUGAAAUGCUACCUGUCUGGCAGUGAGUUGGGAGACAGACACUGAAUGUAAGAAAAUGGAAAAUGUACCAACGACAUCAUAUUUCACAGUAUUUCUUGGCCAGCUAGCUUUCUGUGUCCCAUCAGAAGCUAACCACAUUCAGCAUGAAUAUCGCCUUGGCAAGCAAUGGCCACUCACCUAUAUUCGCUCAUGUGUGACCAUCUCUUUGUACCACCGUGUUUCUACAGUAGCCCAAAAAAGACAAACCAAACCAUGGCGCUAGAGAGGGUCUUUCGUCUUUUUUUACAUUAAAGUCGCAGCUUAAGUUUGGUCGCGUCAUAGAUUUUGGAUAUCGUAAUAUUGUAAGCGCUGUCUUUUAAAGGCUGCAUUACAGUAAAGUGAAGUAAUCUAGCAGACUGUUUUAGCUCUUUAAUCACUUAGUCAUUCUAUCCACAUUACUGAUAAUUAUUUAUCAAAAAUCUCAUUGUGUAGAUAUUUUGUAAAAGCACCAACAGUCGUCCCCACAAUAUUGUUGCAAUAUCGAUAUUGAGUUAAAAAAUAUUGUGGUAGUCUAUUUGAAUGAAGGCCACCACAGGUUCUCCAACAUUCUUGGAAAGGCAGGCGUGAGGGGAGAGGUAUUCAGUCAGCUGCAAUCUUUAACCUCACCACUAGAUGCCGCUAUAUCCUACAAACUGGUCCUUUAAAGCCUAAAAAUCAAAUGUACAAUUUUGAGGUUGAAAAUCCAACAAUAAACACUGAAUUCA
Molecule: messenger RNA, 4044 nt
Organism: Epinephelus lanceolatus (giant grouper)
Lineage: Eukaryota; Metazoa; Chordata; Actinopteri; Perciformes; Serranidae
Gene: hdc
Product: histidine decarboxylase
Biological process (GO): L-histidine catabolic process; histamine biosynthetic process
Cellular component (GO): cytoplasm
Molecular function (GO): pyridoxal phosphate binding; histidine decarboxylase activity
Source: RefSeq, a predicted model, not a curated record